UUCCACGCAGCGUGCCGAUAUAAGCUUCAGAGCGGUAGCGAGUUUGUUUACCAUUCGCACAAAGCAAGCAAGAGCUGCUUCAACGACAUUUCCAGAGUAAAUCGCCAAAGGAAUUCGGCCACUGUCUGUGAAAGCAUUGGAAACCAUAAUGAAACAGUUUCAUAAAUGUCUGGCGUGACAGCUCCAAGCAGCUUCCCGAGGCAAGGGAGUUAACUGAUUAUAAAAGGUAUACCUAUACUUGGGAAGGCCGGUUACCAUGGCGAUGAAACCGGAACCAAUGGAGCUUGAAGGAGAGGAGACCUCGAGGCCAAAUCAGGGGUCCGUCUUUCCCAUGCAGCUAAUUCAGAAUGAAACCCUUAACGAUAGAACGCUUCACACAGAGCAGAACAACCCACUUGCCACGGCCGGAGACAUCAACAACGACAUUGACGCCAUCAUUGCAUCUACGUCAGGGAGCUUCUUACAGAACGCUAACCUCGACCAUCAGUUUGAGGAAACCCUUGAGAUGAAACCCGUACACGAGAAACAUCACAGUGCAGUGUCUGAGAUACUACUGGGAAGAGAACAGGGGCAUCCGGGGGCACGGGGCAAGCAUUACCAGGACUCCCACUUCCCCACCUACACCAUAGCCCGCGGGGAGGUGGAACUCAACUCCAAGUUCCUCCCCAAGAAGUACAAGUGUGCGUUGUGUCUCUACAAGACCAGCUACAAGUCUGAUCUCAAUAGACACAUGCGGCGCCAUGCUAACGGUCGAGAGCUUGUGUCGUGUAGAGACUGCCAUGCCUCGUUCACGUCCCAGUCAACGCUUGUGUUCCAUCAGAUGAAGUGCCCGAACAGUCACGGCCCCACAGCGGGGAAUGUGACGGUGAGCUGUGAGAUCUGCCCCUAUUCCACCUCCUACAAGUCGGACCUGACCCGUCACAUGAAGAGUCACUACACCCACGAGUUUGCGUGUGAUGUAUGUCUUAAGCCUUUCAAAGUUCAGGCCUUGGUAGACCACCACAGACUGACGGUUCAUAACAUUGUGGUCGGUGAUGUUGGUGAUGUUGGGAGUGAAGGGACUUACGAUUCGAUGGUUCAACUCUAUAACCCCUAUUACCAACCGACGGCGGAGACAGCAGGGAAGUCGGAUGUGAUAUUUCUCCAAGAUACAAGCAACCCAGAACUCGCCUUCGAUGAUGCACAAGUUCUACGCCAGAUUGAAUACCGACCUGAAGAUGUGCCAUACGGUGAUGGGGAUGCCGUGACCGAAGACUGUGUGGUUAUCGAUGAUGAUGAACGGGAGGAAGCUAAACCCAACCCUGAGUUACUUGUCUCGGAGUAUGUUGUUAACGAUCGUCCAAAGAAACGAGAUUUCAUCCAUUCUCGUCCAGUACCGAGUGUUGUCAAGGGCAACUCUCAGGGAAACAUCCUGAUUGGUCAGUCAGCGAAACAAACUGGAACAACAGGUCGACCGGAAACACCAGAAGUGGGUAACAAGUGUCAAUUACAGAGACAGAGCCGAGUCAGAGAGCUUCUGUCUCUCAACAGUGGCAAGCAGGCGACCGUUACUGUGCCUAUCAGGCAGUUCUGUUGUGAGAACUGUCAUGGUGUAUACGCCUCAGUCAAGGAGCUGAUAAAUCACAAGAAAUCCUGCCUUGGAUCCAAGACUCCACAAAGGGUUCACCGCUGUAGUCUAUGCUCCUUCCAGACGUGCAAUGUUUUGACGUUUCAGAAACACAGAAGCAAACAUUCUGCAGUUUAUAGAUGUGAAGGCUGCGAUCAAACCUUCUUGAAGGAAACCAGUCUUUUCAAACACAAACCCUUCUGUCGGAGAGCAGUGGCGAACUCCUUAGUUAGGAUAAAGUUCGGGCAGCCUGGGUCAUCAAGAAACAGAACUAAGUCCUCUGAUGCUGUUCUUCAACAGAAACAACACAACAUGAAGACCCUUGUUCCAGAUCCGAUGAAAGACCCGUCGCCAGGGGUAGUUCAACGCAAGCAAAAGCAUGUCAACCAGUCACACAAUGUGCCAUCAAACCCAGGAGACAUACUGACACAUCCUCCUGAUACCGGUCGUUUUGCGAGACUCAUCUCGGACUUUGACGACUUUGCAAGGAGGCCUUAUGCCUGUGCUCUUUGUUUCUACCGGUCGACAAGUGUUCAUGUUCUUUCAAAACACGUGGAGAAUCAUCUCACUGGAUGCAAUGUUGACCCAAUACCCGAGUCUGCAAGAUUUCGCGUUCAGAAACAAAACUCAGAAGUGUCACAUCCACAAUUAUUACAAACACACCCUGAACAUUCAGUGGACGCUCAGAGGGAAGAGGUCAACAGAACCGCGCAAAUUGACUGUAGACCCGCAUCACUAGACGGAACUCAGUUCAUUAGUAAUCCUGUCCCAACCAGGAUAAGACAGCAGGCAAUGACACAGACAGGUUCUGUGAGACAAUGGCGGGCUCGGGGACGGGUCCGGGUGCCUCGAUUCACCAAGGCGUUUGCCUGCCGCGUGUGUAGCAAGCAGUUCACGGUGCGGAGUCUGAUGCAGCGGCACCUCCAGAAGAUGCACAAGGAUGACAUGGAUACAGGAGACGACCAGUCUAAAGAAUAACCUCGUCCACACCUAGGUCAGUUGCUGGACAGCCUUAGGGACAAUGAGCUAUUGUGUAUGGACAGAUAAUUCUGCAUCCUCGUAUUUACACUUACAGUGAGUGAGUUUGGUUGAACGCCGCUUUUAACAGUAUUCCAGUUAUAUCACGUCGUGUCGGCUAAAUGU
This is a messenger RNA of Haliotis rufescens (red abalone), 2749 nucleotides long. RefSeq names its product zinc finger protein Xfin-like. The record is from RefSeq and is a predicted model, not a curated record. The transcript is spliced from 3 exons. Bases 257 to 2584 code for a protein of 775 amino acids. Gene Ontology annotation, cellular component: nucleus. NCBI's taxonomy places the organism in Eukaryota, Metazoa, Mollusca, Gastropoda, Lepetellida, Haliotidae. Gene Ontology annotation, biological process: regulation of transcription by RNA polymerase II. Gene Ontology annotation, molecular function: RNA polymerase II transcription regulatory region sequence-specific DNA binding; DNA-binding transcription factor activity, RNA polymerase II-specific.